Xenopus tropicalis (tropical clawed frog) is the source of this 4496-nucleotide messenger RNA. It is a transcript of the gene slc9a2, whose product is annotated as solute carrier family 9 member A2. Gene Ontology annotation, biological process: regulation of pH; proton transmembrane transport; transmembrane transport. Gene Ontology annotation, molecular function: sodium:proton antiporter activity; antiporter activity. Gene Ontology annotation, cellular component: membrane; apical plasma membrane. The transcript is spliced from 12 exons. Lineage: Eukaryota; Metazoa; Chordata; Amphibia; Anura; Pipidae. The record is from RefSeq and is a predicted model, not a curated record. Bases 223 to 2598 code for a protein of 791 amino acids.
GGACAUGGCAGGGCUUUGCUGCGGUAGCGGGAGGCGUGUUUUGAGCACCUGUUCUACGUUCCGAACCUUGAGGGACAGGGUAGGAAGGCAGUGUCGGGAUUCUAUUUCAUUUUACACAAUCACUGUGCCUCUCGCUAUUGGAAUUGCUAAGUGCCCCUACCCUCAUAGAGGAUCGCAUGGAACUUCGCCUCUACACGAAUUCUGCCGGUUUAUCGUUUGAAUAUGGGCUUUCCUGUGGCACAUCGGAGAGGGGCAUGGGCAUACCCCCUUGUUUCCUGCGUUAUCCCUUUCGUGCUUUUUAUCCCCCAAGCACUAGCAAGUGUCUCUUCCAGCGGCACCAGUUCUGCCAUCACCUCCUCCAAAAAUGACGUGACCGUCGGGGAAACCAGGUUAUCCGUUUUCACUCUGGAUUAUCCUCAUGUACAGAUACCAUUCGAGAUAACACUGUGGAUCCUGCUGGCAUCCUUAGCCAAGAUCGGUUUUCAUCUCUAUCAAAAGUUACAUACCAUUGUUCCAGAGAGUUGCCUCCUCAUCCUUGUUGGACUAGUUCUCGGAGGCAUUAUGUUUGGUGUUAAUGAAAAGUCACCUCCGGCCAUGAAGACUGAUGUCUUUUUCUUGUACCUUUUGCCUCCAAUUGUGUUAGACGCAGGUUAUUUUUUACCAACACGACCAUUCUUUGACAAUGCAGGCACUAUAUUCUGGUAUGCUGUGGUGGGUACUCUUUGGAAUGCCAUUGGGAUUGGAAUCUCCCUCUUUGGCAUCUGCCAGAUUGAAGCCUUCGGGUUGACCAACAUUUCCUUGCUGCAGUGCCUUCUUUUUGGCAGCCUCAUUUCAGCCGUGGACCCUGUUGCUGUUCUUGCUGUUUUUGAAAAUAUUCAUGUCAACGAGCAACUUUACAUUCUAGUAUUUGGAGAAUCACUAUUAAAUGAUGCUGUAACUGUGGUUCUGUAUAACUUAUUCAAGUCGUUCUGUGAGAUGAAAACAAUUGAAACCUCUGAUGUUUUCUCAGGAAUCGCCAUUUUAUUUCUAGUGGGAAUUGGAGGAUUUUUUAUUGGAAUUAUUUUUGGUUUUGUAGCUGCAUUCACUACUCGCUUCACUCGCAACAUCCGUGUGAUAGAACCUCUUUUUGUCUUCUUGUACAGCUACUUGUCUUACUUAACAGCGGAAAUGUUCCACCUCUCCGGCAUUGUGGCUAUAACAACUUGUGCCGUGUCCAUGAAAAAGUAUGUAGAGGAGAAUGUUUCCCAGAAAUCAUAUACCACAAUCAAGUAUUUUAUGAAGAUGCUCAGCAGUGUUAGUGAGACUCUGAUCUUCAUUUUCAUGGGUGUUUCCACAGUUGGUCAGAACCAUGAAUGGAACUGGGCCUUUGUCUGCUUCACAUUAUUCUUCUGCUUGUUCUGGCGUGCAGCAGGUGUAUUUAUUCUGACUCAACUCAUCAACUUUUUCCGUACGAUCCCUCUGACUAUGAAGGACCAGUUUAUUAUAGCCUAUGGAGGACUUCGGGGGGCAAUAUGCUUUGCACUUGUUUUUCUGCUUCCCGACUCAGUGUUUCCUAGGAAGAACCUUUUUAUUACAGCUGUUAUUGUUGUGAUCUUUUUCACCGUUUUUAUUCAGGGAAUUACCAUUCGCCCCUUGGUGGAGUUUUUAAAUGUGAAAAGAGCAGACAAAAAGCAACAGAUUAUCAGUGAAGAAAUCCAUAGCAGGUUCUUGGAUCAUGUAAAAGCAGGUGUUGAAGACAUAUGUGGGCACUGGGGACACAAUUACUGCAAGGAUAAGUUUAAAAAAUUUGAUGAAAAAUUUCUCCGUAAGUUGUUGAUUAAAGAGAAUGAGCCAACGUCAAGCAUUGUCUCUUUGUAUAAAAAACUGGAAAUCAAGCAAGCUAUUGAGAUGGCAGAAACAGGCUUAAGUAGAGACCCAUCUUUGUCUUCAUUAUCCACAUAUGAAAAACAAAAAGUAAAGCCGCUUUCUCCCACUGAGGUAAAUGAUAUGCGGGACAUGCUAACCAAGAAUCUUUACCAGAUACGUCAGCGGACAUUGUCCUACAACAGACACAACCUUGCAGGAGGGACCAGUGAAAAGCAAGCAAAAGAAAUUUUGAUUCGUCGUCGGCACAGCAUGAGGGAAAGUCUGAAGAAAAGCAGCCUUAAUUCAAGAAGAGCGGCCACUGUUCACCAAGCACGAUAUUUAUCACUUCCUGGACAUACAAAGCUAUUUGAAGGUCCAACAGGAAAAAAAACAACUUCUUUCACAGUUGGAGAUAGUGACUCAGAUUCCAGCUAUUCCACCCAGUUAAACUUCCAUCCUAGGGCUGGAGAUAUUUUAAGGGACCAAAGACAAAAGCGGCAGCCAUACAGCAGCUUUGAGUGGAAGAAUGAGAGGGAUGGGGCAGAUAAUGUCCUGGACAAAGCACAAACACCGAGAGGACCUCGGGACCCACUGUUACCCAGAACACGGUUUGAACCCUUGAGUGAAGACAAAGUGAAAGAUGAAGAGGAUAUUCUACCCAUACCACCACCACGCACUAGACGGUCUUCUGAGCCUGAGAAUUGGAAAAAGAAUUACAGAGAAUUUAAACCUCCCCCUAGGGCACCCAGAUAAGCAGGAGUAAAAUAAUCUUGUAAUGGUAUAGCUUUAUUAUACAUAUAUGUUUAUCCAGCACUUACUAAAAGUAAAACAGGCAGUUCAUAAGGCAUAUACAGUGUUGCACUACUAUUCUGAAGGAUUUUUAUUUGUAAAAAAAAUGUUGAAAUAUGAUUUCAAUUUAUAUGUGCAGUAUGUGCUCUAUCUGUUGAGUAACUUUCAGAAUCCUCUCUUCUAGAUUACCUAUAAGGGUAUAAGGGGCAUGGCAAGAACUGCAGUUUUUGAACAGCCAAAUGUCUGUAGUUUAUUUGGCUAAACUAUUGAUUAAAUUGCAAUUAUUUUGCAUACAAUCAUCAUAACACCCUUUUAGAACAGGCACUUUUUGGUGCAUUUUAUUUAUAUUUCAUUUCAUAGAAAGUAUUAUGCGCUGUGUUAAAAUUAAUUUAAUGUGUAUUUAAGCUAGUUUUAUCCCUGCCUGCUAAAAAACAAGUUUUUACUAUACUGUGCUACUACCUAAAAUAACGGACAUAAAGGGUUGGGCAGGUUUAUUGGUGUUAUUAUUAUUCCCAUUUUACACUGAGGCACUAAUUCUACACUACAAAAUUCUUAAAACACUAGUAAUGCCUUCCCGACCCCUCUUGCCAUAUAGUUAACAUAUCCCAUCAUCUUCAGUAAAAGGUGCUUGAUGAUGAUCUCCAAAGAAGGGGUGGUAGCAAGAGACUUUGUUGUUUCUGUUUUGUGACCCUAGACACCUCCACAAUAUUUAAUCUAAUGAUCAAUUCAGAGCAAGGCCAAAUAGUAUUGCCACCCAAAGCAGUACUAAUUGUCCCUGCGCCCCACCCUCUGCCCGCUUGUACCCCCGUCUGCCUCUUCUAACCCCCCACUGCUUUUUUCCUUUCCUGGCAGUCUGUCUGCCGACAAGAACUGCAACUAACCCCUAAGCAGCAUGGGCUCCCCCUUUCAUUUCCAGUUCUUUGUGCCUAAUGACAAGAACUGACAACACUGUGCAUUACUAGAUCAUAAUAAUCACUGGCUUCUCAAUUAGUCUGUUAUUAGCAUUUGCAGUGACAUGUUUUCUAGGCACUGUUUGCAGUGGUUAGUUACAUGACCUGCUGCAAAUCCCAUUCAUUCAUCUCUGGUAACAAAUCUUUCACCUUGUGGUUCCGCGCUAAUGUAAGAUUUGAUAUUGGGGUAUCGCUGAUAUGGGAGUGUUAUAGCUGUUUCUUUGCGGGAAGGAAGGAGCCACUGUUUUGAGGUCUGUAUACUAUAUAUAAUUGCAUAUUGCUGGGGCCAAAAGUCUGAGGUCUGAUGUUCACAUUUUAUUGAAUUUCUACUGGUCUGGGUUUUUAUACUCAAAUUCCUCUGCACUAACUUGAGGGCCACAAUGUGUGUUGUACUGUAUGUCACAUUUAACACAACAGGGACCAUUGUCAAAUGUCCUUGUUCAUACUACAGGCUACAGAUGUGUAAGCAGUGAUGUAAGGUCUGAUAUUUAGAUGCACAUAGCAGGGUCCCCAGAUGCUGAAUGUUACAUUGCAGUACACGGACUGGGCUUCUGGUCUGUGUUUUGUUUGUUGAGUACCCUAGAAUCACUGAAACAGCAGAACCAGUGCCACUUAUCACCAACAUUAUACAAUUUCCAAAGACUCAAACCAAAAAUUAAAUAAACUUCAUAAAUCACUUUUUAAAUUUUUGUAGCCAAGUACACUUUAAAUACAGGUAUAAGUUUAUGCGUUUAUAUAUGCAUGUUGGGAUUCCUGAAAGAGGGUGUAUAAAUGUGCCUAAUAUGGGAUAGAAGCUUCAAUCCUCUACGCUGUUCCUCAGAACUAUCAAUGAUUUAACUUAAUGGAGAGUUAUCACUUCAUUCUGUGUCUUGUUCGUGUACAUUAAAGAGGUUCUUCACCAUUUUUCUAAUA